Molecule: messenger RNA, 1062 nt
Organism: Dromiciops gliroides (monito del monte)
Lineage: Eukaryota; Metazoa; Chordata; Mammalia; Microbiotheria; Microbiotheriidae
Product: UPF0764 protein C16orf89 homolog
Cellular component (GO): cytosol; membrane
Source: RefSeq, a predicted model, not a curated record
AUGCACCUACUGUGGAUGCUGCUCUUGCUGCCAUUGCUGUUACCACCUUUAUCUCUUCAACAACAGGACUUCUCAGAGAGCAAGGUUGCCAUGGGGCAGAUGAUCCUUUCUGCCCUGGAGAAAGCUACCUCAUUCAUGGAGAAAAGAUUCAGGAUCCUUAACCUAGAUGGUGUAACCGGAUUCUGGGUACUGCAAGUGCAGCUGCAAGGUGUCUUAGAGAAAUGGGCCCAGGAUCCUGCCCUGAAGCCCCUCAGCCUGAGGGUAGAGAAGAUAGUGAAGAAGUUGUUACCACUCAUUGCCAGGGCCACAGUCUACCUCAAGCUCAGUGACUCUAAGUACUUAAAAGAAUUCCAAGAGACUCUACAGCCAGAAUUUUGGAAACUCCCUCAUUCAUGGGGUCACACCAACUCCUCCAUGGUCUACUCCAAAAAAGUAUCACCAGAUAUCCCUCUGAUAGUAUUCUCACAGAAGCUUCUCUCAUUUUCGUGUCCUUUUCAAGCUCAAAAACAAUUCUCGGGGAAGGAGGGCUUGCAGUCCUGCACUGUCACUGACCUCUGCAGGGAAGUCAUGACCAAGCCUGGCUGCAUAGACUAUGCACUGUCACACCAGCUCCUCUAUUUCCUGUUUGCCAAAAUGAAAGGAUGCUCAGAUGGCCUGUUUCUCCAGUCCAAAUACUACAUAGAUAUUUUUUGCGCUAACAUGAUGGAACUGAACUUGGAAACUGAAGAAGCUGGAUUCCCAUUUCCCAAUAGAGAUCUCUUCAUGGAAAAUAUCAUGUUCUGUGGACUUUCUGGCUACUCAGAUUUCUACAAGCCUAGAUGGCUACAGACUAUUCUCACCUGGCAGCGACCUAAGGAGGGCUGCUUUGGGAAGCCUUAUAAAAGAAACCAGUUACACAGAGUUGGUGAAGACCAACAACAAUCAUUGAGAAGAGUUAAGAGGAGAGAAAAAGGAUUUGCAGAUGGGUGUUCUUCCCACAAUACAGCUGUGGCAGUUGCAGCCUUGGGUGGCUUCCUUUAUCACUCUGCAGAACAUUCACCAACCACCACCAAACCUCAUUAA